AUAUAGCAUGUGAUGACACAAUCGAGAGGAACUAUAUCGAUAGGUGUACAUAGGGAAGUCGGGCCGAGCGGUGUAUUACAUUGACUGGUAAGUGUGAUUAUGUAUUUGAGUUUUUUGGAACAUGGUGAUAUUAAUCAUUUUGUUGACAUUUUCAUGGUUCUUUACUAUUAUUCAUUCGAUACACUUGAAGGGUUCGAUCAUGCAACUGCAUUUAUGAGACUGCUGAAUAGGAUGAGAUCAUCCCUGCCAUUAUGAGUUUUGUGAUGGGAUGGGCUUAUCUUGUUUGAUUAGUUAAUGCAACCAAUGAUUUGACUUGAUAGCGUCCCCAACCUUACCAAAUCUGUAGCUGAUUACUUUGAACACUUCCUUCAGAAUGGUGUGACUGAAUUUCCUUGUGGUUUUAAACAUAUGAUGAACAUACAAUGUUGUGGUGUAUAUUAUGAAACAUUGAAUGUUGACUUGGAAUGUUGUGAAAGGAUUCGUUCUGUAUAUUUGUGAGAUUGCUUGAACUGUCAAAAUGAAGAAACAGUUUUUUAGAGUGAAACAACUAGCUGACCAGACGUUUUCUAGAGCUGACAAGACUGAAGUACUUUCCGAUGACCUCCAAGAAGCAGAUAGAAGAGUUGAUUGUAUAAGAAUUGCCUGUCAAAACACUAGUAAAAAACUUGCUGGUUGUAUUUCUGGUCAAGGGCAAGAAAGAGACAAGAGAGUUAAAAAGGUUCCAGAACACAUGCUCGGAGCUGUUAUGCAAGAAAGUGUCCCUGGAAUUUCGGAUGAGAACUUUUUGCUUGGAAAAAUAUUGCAUGUGUGUGGGAAGGUGCAACAAGAGCUAGCUACUGAUGAAGUAGAUUUUGAAUUAGAUGUAGAGCAGAAAGUUAUUGGCGUAUUGCAAUCCGUUUUGGAGAAAGAUGUACCUAAUAUAAUGAAGCACAAACGAAAUCUCACAAAAUUGACUUUGGAUAUGGAUUCAGCUAAAACAAGGUAUCAGACUGCAGUAAAACACAGUGCUGGUACAGGUGCUGCAAGAGUUGAAUCAAUCAAAUCUGAGUUGGAAGAUGCAGAAACCAAAUUUGAACAGUGUCGUGACCAGUUAGCAUCUGAAAUGUUUCAACUUGUGAGUCGAGAGUCAGAACUUGCCCACACUAUUGUUCAGUAUGCUAAAUAUCAACAUGAAUACCAUAAAGCAGCUCUAGCAAAACUGGAAUUGAUAAUUCCUAAACUGGAGAAAGAUAUUGAUGAGUCUCCUCAUAAACCAGUUUAUGGUGUACCUCUUGAAGAUCAUUUGCUAGUAACAGACAGGAAAAUUGCCCUUCCAAUAGAAUUGUGUGUUUGGGCGUUGCAUGAACUAGGGAUGGAAGAAGAGGGAUUAUUUCGAGUUGCUGGUGGUGCAUCAAAACUUCGUAGAAUGAAGUUGAGUAUGGAUGCUCGCUGUCUCACUCCUCAAGCAAUUCUUGAAUACCGUGACCCUCAUGUAAUAGCUGGAGCGCUAAAAUCUUAUUUACGGGAACUUCCUGAACCUCUCAUGACAUUUGCAUUGUAUGAUGAUUGGAUGCAAGCUGCAAGAGUCCAAACUUCCAGUGAAGCUCGGCUACAGGCUCUCUGGCAAGUUGUGCAGAAAUUGCCUCAAGCGAAUUUCAACAAUUUGAAAUAUUUAAUACGUUUUCUUCAUGUCCUCUCUCAGAAUCAUGAAGUCAAUAAAAUGACUCCUCAAAAUAUUGCAAUUGUGAUUGCACCCAACUUAAUUUGGGGCAAAACCAGUGAUGCCAGCACAAUGGGGAUGAAUAUGAAUGCAGCAAAUACUUACAGUUUAAUAGUGGAUAACCUAGUGAGCUAUGCAGAGUGGUUUUUUCCUGGAGAUGUAGACUUCAAUGAGAAUUACCGUGAAAACAUGGCAUUGGUGAAUGGAAUGUCUACCAGUGUUGGUCCAAUCUUGUCUUCCGAUAGUGUGGCUAGUUCUCCUCCUUCGGUUUCCUACAGUGGUCACACACGAAGUUCCAGUGGGGAAGGACAACUUAUCAACAUUGGAGAUAGUACCAUGAAAAGGACUCAGUCAAGCAGCAGUCUCUCAGACCAUAGCAGCCCACCCCAGGGAAGCCCUAAGCCAGCAACACGCCGUAAAAAUAAGCCUGCUCCUGUCCCACCUGCUGUUACUACACCUACUAAUAGAGAAUUUCCUUUGGAAAAUAGGCCACAUGAAAAACCUGAGAAGCCUCCUCGACCCACAGUUGCACCUGUUAUAACAACUUUACCUCGCCCGAGCAAGAAACAUGUAGAACAGGAAAGCAAGACUUGCAUUGAUUCCUCAAAAAUUAGUGCUAGUCCAGCCAUUGGGUUUGAGCAUUUUAGUUCCAAUAGUGUUGCUGCAAGGCGUAGUCUAGAUUUGGAUCAGAAUCCAUCACCUGUUUCGUCUCAAAAGGUGAAUGUUACUCCAACGGAAAAAGUGCCUGUUGAUCCUCACAUUCACAAGAGUGCUGAAGAGCUCUCUUACAACAGAAAUGAUGUUCCUUUACCACCUUCGGCCACCACUAAUAUUGGAAAUAUUGCAGUGAUGUCGGGGAGUGUUGGAAAAUCCUCAGUUCCAGUAAAUGAUAAUGUAAAUACGAAGAAUAGUAAUGCAAAUGUCUGUAAAGUCAGUCCUGUAACUGAAAACGUCCAACAAAGGCCUCAGGCUGCAAGCAAUAGUGGAUCAAGCACAUUGGAAAGGAGACCUCAACAAAGACCAGUUGCUGCUCCUCGUUCUAUAGUCAACAUUGGCUGCAGUUCUGUGAAUGUUCCUAGCAAGGAGUCUUGUGAUGUGAAGAGUGGAGAAGUUCCUUCGUCGUCAGGCCUUCCGAAAGCGGCAGGAGAGCCUUUGCCAAAAGAAACGGAGCCCAUUGGUGGCAGUGCAGCCGGAGGUAACGAUACCUUCAGUGGGGUGCAGUUGCGGAGAACAUCGACAUCGGAUAGUGGUGAGCGGUUGAGCAAACCCAUUGUUCCUGAAAGACCUGCCGCCUUGCUUCGUCCCCACACUUCAUCCUUUCGUGUGUCCAGACUUUCGUCAGACUCAGAUAAUGCAGCUCCAGAUAAGUCCAGUUCAGAAGUAAGUAUAUCAACACAACCAUAAUCAUUACUCGAGUUGCUGACACUUUUAGUAGGCUGUGGCAGAAAUUAGUUGGUGAAAGGUAAAUAAAUAAUGCUUUACCUUGUGAUAGAAGAUUGAUUGCUACUAAGCUUUUUGAUGAUUGUUCAUGUGUUUAAAUAAAUUGUUGCAAAUCAUAAGAUUAUGCUAAUGUAAAAAAAUUGCUUGUGAGGAAAAAAUAGUGUUAUAGGAGCAUUUGUCACUUUUUUGUUUCUUCGUAUGCAGUUGCUUUCAAUAGUGUGGGAGUAGACGGUAUUAAUGUGAAAAUGUCAGUGUAUUAUCAAAGAAAUGAAUAAAUUUUGGAUGUUCUUAUAUAUAUUAAAUAAUCAUACUUUUACGAAGAAAAUUACUAUUUUGCAUGAUAAUCAAGACAUUGUAAAUGAAUAGAUAUUGUAAUAGUACUGUAAAGAUAACUGAACUUCCUUCAAUAUUUUCUUGUUAUCACUUUCAGAAGAACUCUACAAAAAGUUGGAUACAUGACUUAAUAGUGGUAGAUAAUCUUAAGGUAAUGUUUAGUAUUGAUUCAUGUUCUGCCCUUACAAACCGCUACAUUUUUAUUGAUGUGUUUUAGAUUAAAUUAUUUAUUAUAUUCUACAUCCAAAUAGUUUCUACAUUUCUUUGAAUUCGUGUGUGUAUUCUUGUUUCAAGUCUUGUGAAAGUGUUCUGUUUAUUCUGCUUUUUGCAUUGAUUUUCUUAUGUCUUGAAAUGUUCACAAUUGUGAAAAAGUUACUGUCAACCAACUUAUACUGUAGCUAUGAUAUAUGGAAUAUUCAGUUUAUGAGUAUAUAUUAUUGCAGUAGAGACUAAGAAUAUUAGUGACUACUUAACAAAUUGGCUCUACAAGCUUCAUAGCCUAUAAAUAAUAGUUACUAGGUCUGCUAAAUGGACAGUAGUCAAUUGAAGCUUCAGUCAUUCCAUUUAGUUUAUUAUGAAAUGUUCUCUGUAAAUUAAAAACCUGCUAUAAACCUAGAUGUAAGCACAAUAGUUUUAUAUUAGCGAGAUAUAUUGAAGUCCUAUCACAGGAGAGUUUAUUUAAGAGUUAAAAUGUUGUUCAUCCCUUUUCUUUGGUAUACAGGGUGAGUUUGUUGCAUUUCAAUGCAGUGUUGUUUUUUGUUUGUUUUUUAAAUUGUAAUGCAUGGUCGUUUCAUGACCUAAAUUUUAAUGACUAAUUGCUUGAAAUUUACAAUUUCUUGGUUUAAGGCAUGAUAUUUAUUUUUCUAUACUACAUUAAUGCAAAAUCUAAGUUGCAUUUUUGAGAGGAUAAUAUUGCAGUAACAUUCAGUGUUUGUAUUUUAUUAAGGACUAUUUAAAGAAUGAAUGACCAUUAUAUUAUAAAAAUCUUCUGUAAAUCAUGUUUCCUCAUGAGUACUUAAUUUUUUAUUUAUGAAUACUGUUCCACCUUGAGGGAAUUAAAUGUACUAGUCCACUAUUAAUUUUGAAGGUAAUGUCCUCAAAUUAUUGACUUACAGAUUGACAAUGUUACAUGAUUGAUUGGUAUUUGAUUAUAUUUACAUAAGCUUUUUGAGAAAACGUUGUGAGCGGAGCACUGACAGAUAUUGAACAAUUAACUACUUCUUGUGAAUGAAUGAGAAAGACGGUUUAAGAUGAACAAUUAAUGUGACAUGCACAACAAUAAUUUGAGAACACCCUUAGUGUCAGAGCUUAAAAAUAAUGGGACAAUGAUUUCUGGUGUAAAAGUAACAUAAUUAUGAAACGUGAAAUGUUAUUGCAUUUUUUAGUAAUAAGGCUGAAGAAUUGAUUUAAAGUAAUGAGAAAUUCUUCACCUUUUAUUUUAAGUGUAUGUAAUCGUAAGUAGCUUAGGAAAGAAUGGUUCCUCUUUUUUUGUGUAGAUGUGUUGUUUCUUUGUGGAGAUAAUACUGUGUAUCUCAUGUAGAAAUGUACAGUAUCAAGAAUAUCAUAUUUUCUUUUUAAGGCAUGUGACUCGUUUACAUCUGUUUGUACAGUAUUCUAUUUUUACAAACUGUGAAGGAUUUUAGGUAUUGAUUACGUUGAUAUUCAGUUUUUGGAACUUUGAAAACUAUUCAAGAUAGACAAAUGAAGUGGAUAUGGUUUAUUCUGUAAUAUUAUACUUUCUACAUUCGAUAUUAUAUUUUAAGAGUAUUGUUGAGGAUGCUUCUUCAGCUCGUUACUUCUGAAUGUUUUACGAGUAUGUGAAUACAUAAAUAGGUGUGCUUUUGCUUCAAAUAUACUUUAGAUUUGCUUUCAGAUUAUCAUCCAGGGUUGGAAAAAGUGUUAGCAGAACUUAUCUUUAAAUAGAGCUGAUAAAAACAUUAAAAGCUAAAGUUGAAAUUGUUACACCUUUUUUUUUUUUUAAUUUAUGUAAAGAAUACAUUUUUCUAGCCCUGUUUGCCCCAUUCAGGCAAAAGCUUUUGCUUAAAACUAUUACAUAAUUGAAAAGUUAUAUUACCUUAAGAUUGCAACAUAACAAGUGCAUGGACAUUUACUGUUCAACAUGUACGUGUCAUCCAUCAAAUGAUACAAUGAAUUUUUUAUUUUGUGUAGUUAGUGUAGACAAUACAAAUAGUCUGUAAAAUUACAAAAAAAAAAUACCAUUUUACUAAACUAGUUUUGGCAUGACAAACUAAUCACAGAUGUUUGCUCUCCAAUUUGAAGUGCAUUUUUGAGCAGUUGAUACACAUCUUAUUCUUAAAUAAUGUUGCAUUUCUUAGUAUUCUUUUCUAUUGUAUUAGUAAUCUGUUUGUUUGAAACAAUAGUUUUCAUAGUUUUCUUUUAUUGAAUAUUUUCAUACAAAGAGUGAAAGAAUGCUCCGUAAAUCUUAUGGUAGACAAUUUUAGAGGUUUUAUUGACCUUUGUAAAUAUUACAUGAGCAAUGUUUCACUCCCUUCUUGGUUUGUAAACAAAAUUGAAGUUUCUGAAGAAAAUUAGUAAAAUGAGUACCAUUUUCUUUGUGUUGGAGAAACUAUUUUUGAUAUGUUUAGUGUGGUUCACUGUGUAUAUUACACAUGGUAGCAUGGAAUUUUCUGACUUGUGAUAGAAUUAAAUUGCUUACUCUUGACAUGGGUGAGCAUGUGUAAAUGUCUAUUCAUCCUUGCAUGUGGAAUGUUGUAAGAAAGGGUGCUGGAAUAUGCACCUAUGCAAAAAAAAAAGACAGCAAAGGGUUUAUAUCCAGAAUUAGUUUCAACUUCUGAUACCAUUGUAUAUUAUUAAAGCAUUAUGCAUUUCAUGCUCUUUUUAGGGCAAGAAAGCUUUUUGUAGAGAUUUAUCACAUUUAAAUGUACUUUUUAUACUUGAACAUAUCUCUAUUAAUGAUUUCAAGCAUGAUUUUAUAAUGCUUCAAAUGUGUGCCUGUUACCAUCCAAAAUGGUGAUUGCCAUUAGAUAGACUGGAAUUGGCAUAAUCUGACUCUAAAAGACUUAAAAAGUAUACUAGUGCCUUCCAAAAAACAUUAAUAAGCAACUUACUGAUUUUAUUGCGGUGUGAUUUUAAAACUGAAAUUUCUGUUAGAUUUCUUUUUUCCUUACAAAAUUUUGAAAAAACAAUUUAAAUUUUGCUUAAUGAUCUUCAUUAGGCAAUAAUAUUUUGCACUUUUGUUUGUUUCUCUGAGUAAUGGUGUAUUAAUACAUGUAUAGAUGUAUUUUUCUUCUUAAAGCCAAACUUUAGAGCCUUUUAUGUUUAAUGUAUAGCGUUGAUAAGAAUAGAUGCAGAAAGAACAUAAUUUUGAAAGUGCUGGCAUGAACCUCUAAUGUAUGGGCAUGGGUGUCAAUGUGGAUGUCCAGUUCUAAAUGGUGCUACCCACACAAUGUAGGUUUUAUGUCACUGAUUCAGAAUGUGUAUAUACUUGUACAGGGAGGUUGGUAUUAGGAAAAUUAUGGGAUAUUCAUGUAUGUUGAUAGUAUGUAUACUCAUGGAUAUUCAUGUAUGUUUCAUAGGUAUACAUAUAAUGAAAUAACAUUCAUUUAAUUUCAAAGAUCUGUAAGAAAUAAAAUUGGAUGUGUGAACACCCGUGACUUAAAAUAAUGCUGUGAUUUAAUCUUCUUCCAUUUUUAAUUCAAACAUGAUUGUUUACAUUUGACAGUGUAUGCAUUGAAGAAAUAAUAGAAUUAAAUUAUAUUGAUUAUUAACAGUAGCUUUAUUUGUGAUUUAUACGUUUUGUAUUGUUUUUUAAUGUUGAUAUUAAACUAUUUGUCUGCCCUGUGGGACUCACUGAUUUGUUUUAAAUGUUUCCCUGUACUUGUAUCACCCUGAUAUAGUCCUGUCCUUGUGCCUGCAUCAUUUGUUCUUGUAGAAAUAUGUUAGUCAUCUUUAGACACUGUGUUGUGACAGCUUGGGCUUCUUGGCAAUAAUUUCUUUUCUGUUGCUUUUUUUAUUGGUUUUAUGCAUGUUAAAUGUGGUUGUACACACUUGCAUAUAAGAUGCACACUUUUUUGAUUUGGGUAAAGGAGUGCCAAUUGUAAUGUAUGAAGUGACAGUUUUGCAAUUCAUAUGAAAAUUAGUCAUAAUCGGUUGUGCACAGUUCAUUUAUGAGAAUUAAUAAAUAAUAUAAAAUUGUGUGAUAAUCAUAAAACAACAAAUGCUGCAUUAUGAUAUUUUUUUGUUUUGUUUUGCUCCAAAAUUACGUUUAUUUGGUGUUCCUAGUAGUUUUGCAUACAGAAAUGUGACAAAAAUCUGAAAUGUACCUGAGAGAUACAAUAUCAAUCUUUUUAAUUCCCACUUCUGAAGGACCCUCAGUUGCCUAGUAUUAUGUAAAUAGUUGUUAGUUCUGUGCUUUCUGGGCUUCUUGUUUUAUCAUUGUUGCUUCGUUCCUGUGUUGACAGUGCAAAGCUAUGUGGUGAGCAUGUGUGUCCUUUUCAGUCUGAGCGUCCGAUGCUUGAGCGAACACAUGUGUAUUCAGUAGAUAAGCAACAAGUGUCUAUCAUUCAAGUGGGUGGAGAGAGGGAGAAGACUGACCAUGUUUCACAGCAGAGCCCUUCAAUAGGUGGCGGGUCUCGACCAAGCUCCAUGUCCCUUCCUGACAAAUCUCAUCAGAACGAGAAGCCUGAGAGGCCUCCGAAGCCUGAAGUCAUGGCUCACACCAAAGAACAGCGAUCCCCUAGUCAUUGGCGUACGCUCUCGGAAGGAAACAUUCUCGACUUUGAGGCCGAUCAAUCAGGAAUGAAACAUCCUUCGAGCUGUGCUCUACCACUGGAGUCUCCAAGAGUCCUUCACAGACCUCCAAGGCCUACCCCUCCUCCUCCUCCACCACCUACUUCCAGGUCAAGAUCAGACAGCAUAGUAGAAAGCACUGACUUGUGAUUUCCUUUUAGGAUGAAUUAAUUUAUGUUCUAUUUACAAAUUUGGCCGUACAAAAACCAACUACACUUUAUUUCCUUAUUAUUACCAGACUCAAAUGCAUUUCUGUAAAAAUUGAUAUAGAAAUUGUGGAAUGUUUUUCUAAAAAAAUAUUCUCGCAAGUUUAGAUAAUAUAAUUUUAUCUCGGUAAAUUUGAUGUUCUCUUUAAGAGUUCAAACAUUGUACAGUUCUUAUACGAGCUAAUUACUUUACAUUUUUACUUCUUCUUUAUUUGUUUUUAUGCGUUGUUUGUGUCUGAAGGUAUGUUUAAUAACAUGGAAAUGAAAGAAGAUUAGAGAUUGAAUAGAAGCAAAUUGCUGUGAUAUCAAUACUUAAAACUCAAGUUGCAUAGUUUCCUAAAAUGAAUGUUAAAAUUAUAUUUGUGUAGAAUUUUCUGUAUUUAUUAAAUAGUAAGCAUGAUUUUUUUAUUAAUUUCCUAUAAUAGAAAUUUAACCAUUUAAAUAAGAAGUUCUGUUCGCGAAAAACAGAGUAUAAGUCCUCUUAAAGUGUUAAUUACUCUGCUUGUGCUAUAUAUGAAAGAUAAGUGUUAAAAUUCACAAAGUGUAGAUUAUGGGCUAAUAUAAGAGGCUUCUUUUAUGUAUGUAACUAAAACUUUUUCUUUUUUUAUUAAUAAUGCUUUUUGAUUGACUAGGUGUAAAAAUGCAAAAAUGUAGAACUUGUGUAGCUCUUUGUUAGAUUCCCAGUCUAAAUGAUGUUUUUGUCUAUCAAAAAAUGUUUUAAUAUGACUGUAAGGAAAAGGAGAAAAUUUUCAUUCCAUGAAUUUUUGUACAGCAUUAUUGGAUUUUAAUUUUAUAAUAUUUAUAUAAAAUAAUUAUUAUGUUUAUAACUUCUUUCUUCUCAGUUACCUACAUUUUAAGAGGGUUUAGAAAAGUCCACACAAUUUUGUUUAUUGAAAUGAACUUCUAAUAAUUUGGACAUAAAACACCUUGAAUUAAAGAUUGCAAAUAUACAAAGCCACAAAAUGGAGCACGGAUAUUGGCUCACAUGAGGGGAAAAAGUAAUCAAGUUGCACAAGAUUGUUUCAAAUAUUGUGUAGUCUCGUAAAAGUGACAGCAUUACAAAACAAAAACUCUUUUUUUUAAAAAAUGAAAACAAAUCUUACUUUUUUCUAAAAGAACAGUAAAAUAUUACUUGUGACAAAGUUGUCUUAGGACUGGUCUUGUCAGUGGUUUGUAAUGGCAAACCAAAUGCAUUUGAUAUACAAGUUACUUGUCAUUUAAGACUGAUUUAUGAAGCAAGCAUACUUUCCAGUGCCAUUAUGUGCCUAUAGUAAACAGGAAUAUUUGUUUCUUGCUUUUGUGUUAGCCCAAAUAAUUGAAUCUUUCUAUGUUCAUUUUCUUUUGAUAUGAUUACGAAACAAAAUCAUCAUUUGGUGUUAUAUUUUUAGCUUUACUCAGGUGUGUGGAGUAUUAUUUCUAUUGAAUUGAAAUUUAAUAGAGAAUUAAAUAAUGCAAAGAAACUAGAAGUUGAUAUUUUGUGUGCUUAGGUCAUCUAGAAAGAAUUGAAUGAAAGUAAUUUGCUUUCCAUGAACUAUGCACUUACAAAUGCAGAGCUUCAAUAUUCUUUGUAUUUCUGAUUACAACUAGGACCACACUUGAUUGAAAGAUAUGGGAAAAUUCCUGUCCUAUAAUUGUUAUAAUUAUACAGAAAAGAAUUGCUAAUGUCACAACUGUAUCCUCAGAUUAUUCCCUACGUGAAGUUCUCCUACAUUUCCCUUCGAUCUCUUGUUAUUAUGUUGAAGAAAAUUUCAUUCGUACUAAUAUAAUAAUUGUACUAUUGUGUUGUGAAUUGUAAUUAUCAUUAUUAUAUUGUGGAUUCUAUGAAAGAUAUUUUAACUGUAUAAUUUACCCACAAUAUGUCUACCUUUCCAGGUAGUCAUGGCUUCCAUCAGAGAAAGUUUACUUAUAAUUCCGAAAUUGUAAUUCUCUCCUCACCAUUAAAUAAUUAAUUUUAAGUUUUUUAUGGUUAUUAAAUUUUUUGUAAUUUUAAUAUCCAAAACUUUCAAUAUCUGAGAACACGUGUUCUGAAUUACGUCUUUGCCGUAUCCAUUUCCUUUUUUUCAUAAUAAUGUAUUUACUCUGGACUUUACGAUAUUUUUAAUUUAUAAUCUUGACUUAAGGUCACUCCAGUCAUUUGUAAAAAUAGUUAAUAUAAUUUAUUAAUUAUCAGUAUUUGUUUUGGAUUUUUUUCUUCCUCUUCCCAUUCUCACUUUCCCUCCUCUCCAUAUUUUGUGUUUUUCCUUUUGCAUAUUGUCACAAGACUAUGAUGGAAAGAUCUGAAUCAACCUUUGUGUAGCAAGUAAAUAUGUCAGAUUAAAAAGAAAUGUUAAUUACAAUUUUAUUUGUCGUAUUAAGAUUUGCCAUCAUAUUGCUGGUAGCGUUCUCAGUUUUUGUGUUAUAUUGAUUUAAUGGAAUUUGAAAACUGAUAAAAUUCCGGGCAGGUAGGCCGUGGUCCAGUUGGCAUUGAAGGGCCACAGCUACCAGCCCGUAAAAUAUAUCUUCAAUUGACUGGCCGUGAAAGCCUACAAUGC
Gryllus bimaculatus (two-spotted cricket) is the source of this 10979-nucleotide messenger RNA. NCBI's taxonomy places the organism in Eukaryota, Metazoa, Arthropoda, Insecta, Orthoptera, Gryllidae. The record is from the annotation of a GenBank genome assembly.